AUGAGUCACUAAUUCCCUCUUUAGCAAAGUGUGAAGAUGGAUAACUUCAUGGGUAAUGAUACUGCUGGUAUGAAGAUGUAACAUCUAAACAAUGGUAGAAGAUAAAACCCACAUGAUGUUCAAAGAAAGGACAAUCAAAACUUGAGCAAUAUCAGGGACUUUGACUUAGGCGGAGGAGGAGAUCCAAAUGAUCAAGCCAAUUUUCAGCUCAGUACCUAAGUAGGUAAACUUAUACAUCAGCAGCUAUAGCAAAGCCUAUAACAAUAUCUAGAGGAAUUUAACAGCAAUGGGAAUAUGCUUGAUGGUAGCAAGCUAUAGGAUCAGAUUGAGAACCAGGUAUUCUAGAGUGAACAGUUCUUGCAGAUGCAAGAGAAGAUGUCUUCUUAUUUUAAUGAAAAAUCUUAGGAGAACGCAUUCAAAGGAAAGCAACUUCUCAAUCAAAUGGACUAACUGCUUACAGACAUGAGAGGCCUCAAUGAAUCUAUCCAAACAUAGAACAAGAAAGCUAAGACUGCUAAGCAAAAUCUCAAGAAGAAUGGACAGACUGAUUAGAAGGAUGAUGAAUCAGGCAUCGUAGAUAUUACUGAAGCCCUAAGGAGCUAUAAACUAAGAAGUGAGAUAGAAAGAGCAUUUUUCUUUCAUUUGUUCUAUGAGAUCUUGAGGUAGUAGUUUGGUCUAAAGGGUACACCUAAGGAGAAGGACAUAUUUGAGAGAAAAGGUAGUUAAGUGGACAUAUCUACUAUUAUAACAUCCAAGGAUAUCAGAUCUGUAAUUGAGGGUAGAGAGGCUUAUGAGAGAGCCUCAGAAGAGUAGAAGAAGAAAUGGUUGAGAUAAAGAGAGUAGAGAAUCGUCUAUCAUGCAAAUGCCCACCAUAAUAAUGAAAAUUAAGAUACCAAUCCUAAGAAAGUUUAGAUUAAAGCUAAGGAUAACUACACUGAUGAUGAGGCAGAUUAACAAGAAGAAAACAAAGGUAAUUAGAACAGAAAUCAGAGAGGUCCAAGUAAUGCAAUCUAGAGAGUGAAUGAUACUGCUGCUAUAGAUAAAAGAUCAACUUCAUUUAUGGAUAGCUUUAACUAGACUGCAGGAAAGAACAACAACUACUCAAACGUUAACAGCUCAAUGUUUAAUGGAUUUGGCAUGAAUUCCAAUUGCUCGAGCAUGAAGUAAAUGUUUCAAAGCAGCGUUAAACCUAAUAUUUCUUCCACCAAGAUGGGUAAUUUCAAUGAAAGCUACUGCAGUAUGAACAACAACUUCAUGAGAGAUUAAAUGCCUUCAAGUAAUCCUUUGGUCAAGUUCAUGUGA
Molecule: messenger RNA, 1302 nt
Organism: Stylonychia lemnae
Lineage: Eukaryota; Ciliophora; Spirotrichea; Sporadotrichida; Oxytrichidae
Source: the annotation of a GenBank genome assembly